GUGACGUAUCGUUUGGUAUAAAAAGCGCGCGCUUUCGGGUCGCACUCACAACCAACCACGACACAGAUCUCACCAUAGCUCGAGCAGACGUGAUUUUGUUUUCGUUUUCUUCAUUUAUCAUCUGAAAGGAAAGAUGGACGCCGCAACGAUCUCACAGCAUCUUUUCGUAUUCUUCCACAUUUUUUCACUUCUUCAAGUAAUAUUCGGCUGCGAGGAUGCGAUUGACAUCGGUGGCUCGCGGGGAGUCCAGAUCGAAGGGUUCCACGGAAGCCGCGUGGAGGUCAAGUCUCUGCCAGAACCAUUCACAGACGGAUCUGUCCUAAAUAUUGAUUUCCGAACCAUAACUGACUCCGGCCUCAUCUUCUUCGUUGGCGAGCGAAACACGAAAAACAUGGCCGCCGCUUACUUGAGGGAUGGUUACAUAUUGUACCGGUUCAGGUGCAACAGCGCCAAGGGGGAGUUCAUUGUCAACAUGGCAGAGGGGAACACGGACUACACAGACGGGCAAUGGCACAAGAUUUCCAUCACGCGUAAGUGGGGCACUGAUAUCGUGAGGAUCGACAACAUCAAACCUUUCAAAGACUACUACUUAACUUGUGGAAAUUAUGACUAUGCUUUCCUGGGAGGCUUGCCAAAGUUCUCAAGUGAGGAGAUACCGGAAUCUCAUGGUCUCCAGCGCAACCUGCAUCACAGCUGCAUCAGGAAUUUCCAAAUCAACACCAAACCGGGAGUGGCGUCGAAAUACUAUGCUGUCUCCUCUUGUCUCUGGUGAUGAGCCCCCGGGUCAACAUAAGGAGGUCAAGGACGUUUUCUCUGCUGGCCAA
This is a messenger RNA of Lineus longissimus, 824 nucleotides long. RefSeq lists its product as uncharacterized. NCBI's taxonomy places the organism in Eukaryota, Metazoa, Nemertea, Pilidiophora, Heteronemertea, Lineidae. The transcript has 5 exons. The coding region runs from base 134 to 772 and encodes 212 amino acids. The record is from RefSeq and is a predicted model, not a curated record.